UUAUAGUGUACCGACGAUAAGCUGUGCUAGACACUCUCUCGAUCUCCCCUGUCCAGAGCUAAUUCAGGUGAUCGCAGUUCAACACAACGCUCAGAAUGGCAAAGAAGUCUUCGUCGAGGGUGGCGUUGUUGAUAGUACUGAUACAGCUGCUACUGCUGGUCGAUGAACGAUACGCUCAGUCGGCAAAGAACUGCAGAUGUGUUGAGAAGCACCGUUGCAAAGCCGAAGGCAGUACCGACGUCGUAGUGCUUCCGUCUACGAUAACUCCUGCUAAUGUGCUGACUGUGGCUGGAGAUAUCGAUCUUAGAUUUGACGAGAAUCAUUGCGAACGAGUGGAGAUAUGCUGCGAAGAAAAGGACAUCACCAACUCCAGACUCACAGAGCAUGUGGCGUUCGAUCGUUGCGGGAUUCGAAAUUUAAACGGUAUUGGGUACAGAUUGGUUGGUGACAAAAUUGGCGUUUCGGAAUAUGGGGAAUUCCCGUGGACGUUGAUGGUGCUGAUCAACCAGCAGGUCGUGGAGAUCUCCAAGCAGGUUUACCUUUGCGCUGCUUCCCUGAUUGCGCCAAAUCUGGCACUGACGGCGGCACACUGCGUGAAGCAGAAGGAGCAGUACUUUGUGCGUGCCGGCGAGUGGGACACCAAUACGGAUAAGGAGCGCUUCCAGACGCAGACCCGCGAGGUGGCACAGGUGAUCAUCCACGAAAAGUACAACCAGCUGCACCACAACAACAUCGCCCUCCUCAAGCUGGACAAACCAUUCGAAGCGGACGAGAACAUCCAGACGAUCUGUCUGCCCCCACCGGACGCCAACUUCAACGGGCACGACUGCUUCACCGGCGCUUGGGGCAAGGACAAGUUCGAGGAGGGCCGACUGCAAAACAUUCUGCGCCGGGUGGAAGUCCCGGUGGUUCCCCAUGACAAGUGCCAGGACGCGUUCCGAUCGACCCGGUUGGGACCGUUUUUCGUGCUGGACAAAAGUUACAUGUGCGCCGGCGGUGAGGAGAACGUGGACGUUUGCACCGGGGACGGGGGAGCACCCCUGGUUUGUCCCAUUGCGAGUGGAAACGAUCGGUACUUCCAGGCGGGAAUCGUCGCUUGGGGCAUCGGAUGCGGCCAGAAGGGCAUUCCGGGUGCGUACACCGAUGUGACCAAGUUCGUCGCGUGGAUCUACGACAAGAUGGCGGCGCUGGGAGUGGAUCCGGCGGCGUCGAAGUAUUCGCUGUUUUAGGGAGGGAAGUUUAGUUUUUAAAGUAAUUAUUUAUUAUUCUGACAUGUAUGUUUGAUUGGAGUCAAAACAGAUCAAAAUAUUAGUGGAGGCAAUAAAACCAUCUUAUUAACAUAGAUAGUGAAAGCAAUGCAUUUUACAUGAAAAAUAAAAACGAGAUAAAAGAUU
Molecule: messenger RNA, 1394 nt
Organism: Culex pipiens pallens (northern house mosquito)
Lineage: Eukaryota; Metazoa; Arthropoda; Insecta; Diptera; Culicidae
Product: phenoloxidase-activating factor 2-like
Exons: 5
Coding region: 96-1229 (377 amino acids)
Biological process (GO): proteolysis
Molecular function (GO): serine-type endopeptidase activity
Source: RefSeq, a predicted model, not a curated record